AUGGCAGUGAAUGUGGCUGGUUUGAUAUCGGUUAUUGUGUUUUACAUUCUGAUCCUUGGAAUCGGUAUUUUUGCUGCUAGACGCUCUGCUCAUUCGUCUGCCACAGAUGUUUUGGUUGCCGGAAGAAGUAUGGGACUCAUCGUUUCUAUUUUCACAAUGACGGCAACAAUAGUCGGUGGUGCUUACAUCAAUGGAACGGCAGAAAUCAUGGCAUCAAGUGGUAUUGUUUGGGCUCAGGCUCCAGUGGCUUAUUGUAUUGCUUUCUUUAUAGGAGGAAACGUAUAUGCUCCAAAAAUGAGGAGAGCGGGCUAUCUCACAUUGUUUGAUCCUUUCCAAAUAAAAUUAGGAAAUAGAGUUGGAGCAUUGAUGUGCAUUCCUCAGUUCUGUGGAGAUUUAUUUUGGACAGCUGCUAUACUUGCAGCUUUAGGUUCAACAGUUUCUAUAAUAUUAGAUAUUGACGAGAAAAUUUCUAUAAUAAGUUCAGCUUGUGUUGCUGUGAGUUAUACUAUAUUGGGUGGAUUGUGGUCUGUAGCAUAUACAGAUGUAGUACAACUAAUUAUUAUAUUUAUAGGAUUGGUAGUGGCGGUACCAUUUGCUAUGAAUCACCCUUCUGUUGAUUUUGAACGUGUUCAGAUUUCAUGGAAAGGAGAGGUUAAGAUGUCUCAACUUGGAUCAUUUAUAGAUGUAUAUGGUUUAUUACUACUUGGUGGCAUCCCAUGGCAGGUUUAUUUUCAAAGGGUCUUGGCGUGUAAAAACCCUAAGAGAGCAAGAAUAGCAUCUUCUGUUGGAAGUAUAGCAACAUUUUUGUUUGCUAUACCAGCCGUUAUGAUGGGUGUCACUGGUUCAGCAGCAGACUGGAAUCAAACUGAAUAUACAGGAACCAUACCAAUACCACCAUCGAAGAUGAGUUACAUUCUUCCUCUAGUUCUUCAGUACCUCUGUCCACUACCUGUGUCUAUCGUCGGUAUGGGGGCUAUAUCGGCAGCAGUCAUGUCUUCAGCAGACUCGAGUAUACUAUCAACAGCAUCAGUCUUCUCUAAGAAUAUUUAUCAACAACUAUUCCGACCUAAGGCGUCGGAUAGAGAAAUAAUGUGGGUUAUCCGAAUUGCAGUAAUCUGUGCUGGUGUUUUAGGUACAGUUAUUGCUCUUAGUGCUGAAACUGUGUAUGGGUUAUAUGUGCUGUGUUCAGAUCUAAUGUAUGUUAUCCUGUUUCCCCAGUUCACAUGUGUAUUAUUUCUGGAAGUAACCAAUGGUUACGGAUGUGUUUGUGGUUAUAUGUUUAGUAUUAUACUUCGAAUCCUUGGAGGCGAACCAUUAAUAAAACUACCAGUACUGCUCAAAUUUCCCUUUUAUACAGAAGAAACUGGGCAAAACUUUCCCUUCCGAACGUUAACGAUGGUUCUUAGUUUUCUUGCAAUAAUUUCAAUAUCCCUUUUGUCCGAGUUGUUAUUUAAAAGAAACAUUUUGCCAACUAGAUGGGAUAUAUUUGGGUGUACAGAGACAAAUUUUAGAAAGCGGCUUAUAAUUCAGGAGAAGAAAACACAAGAUGAAUUAAUGCUAAAAAAGAACGAAAUGAAAAAACGCGAGGAGACGCCCGUCACUGAUGCAUUGAUCCCAACUGAUAAUAUAUGUUUACAGUCAUACAUUACAGCAAAACCUUAA
Messenger RNA from Lottia gigantea (owl limpet), 1662 nucleotides. RefSeq lists its product as hypothetical. NCBI's taxonomy places the organism in Eukaryota, Metazoa, Mollusca, Gastropoda, Lottiidae. The record is from RefSeq and is a predicted model, not a curated record. The transcript has 8 exons. Gene Ontology annotation, molecular function: choline:sodium symporter activity. Gene Ontology annotation, biological process: acetylcholine biosynthetic process; choline transport; transmembrane transport. Bases 1 to 1662 code for a protein of 553 amino acids. Gene Ontology annotation, cellular component: plasma membrane.